AUGGCCGCCACGCAGACAGCAACUGCGCUCGACGCGCACAGGUCCUACCUCCAAGAAGUGCGGGAACGCCAGCGCGCCCGACGCGUGCAGGUGGCACUUGCGACGGCGUCUCUCUCCCCGCCGAGUCGAACGCACUCGCGCGCGCCGUCGGCCACCACCCCUUCCGAUGCUGGUCCAUCCACACCCGCCCGCUCACUAGCCAAUGUGGCAAACUACGUGCCCCGCGAAGAGGCCAUACGUAAUGACUAUGCGGCGUGGUACGCGUGUUCGGGUCAGUGGCCCAGCAAUUACGUUCUUGGCGCUGGCGACGGGGAGAUCUGUGACGAAUUUCCCGCACUCCGUCGUUUGAUGGACCUCAAGGCUGCGCAUGUCGCUGCUUCCGCGCACCCCCCUCUCAUUGCCCCAGUUACUGGUCCCACCGCAUCCGCCCUCCUUCCCACCCUCUCUCCGCAUAGGUUCGACGUUAUUCUGCUGCAUGACCCCCGGUUGUGGGGCGGCACAUGGGGGGAUAUCGCCGCCCUACCUAUUCGUCAUCUGAGCGCUGACCCGGCGUUUGUGUUCCUUUGGGUUGGGGCUGGGGAUGCAGACGGUCUCGAGCGCGGCCGUGAAUGUCUUGCCAAGUGGGGGUUCCGGAGGGCGGAGGAUAUCGUUUGGGUCAAGACCAACAAGGCCAAGGGGGAGAGUAAUCCCGGAGGCGCGAGUACUGGCCUAUUCGCGAGCCAGAAGGAACACUGCCUCAUGGGUAUCCGCGGGACGGUACGGCGGUCUACGGAUGUGCACUUUGUCCACUGCAACGUCGACACGGAUGUGAUCGUCUGGGAGGGCGCGUCAGACGGCCCACGUACACCGCCAUACCUCUACACACUAAUCGAGAACUUCUGUCUCGGCGCUCGCCGCCUCGAGCUGUUCGGCGACGGUGCGCGCGCCCGCCCAGGCUGGGUCACUGUUCCGCUCGUGCCCGACUCGUCGUCCGUCGGCCUGGUCACCCAUACUGCGCUAGAGAUACCUUCGGACGCGGAGCGCUUCGAUCCAAACAUCUACCCGAUCCACCUCCCCCGCAAGAAGGAGGAGGGCAAGCCCGUAAUCCCGUUCCACGCCGAGAUCGAGAUGCUGCGUCCCAAGAGUCCCCAACGGCGCGGUCGCAAGACACCUGGGCCUGGUCCGGGACCCGGGACCCCCAACCCCGGGCCAGGAAACCACACGCCGCGUUUCGGUCCCGGGGUCAUGCGUAUGGGUGCGCUCACGCCGGCACAGAACAUGGCGCCAAUGAUGCCGUUCCAGCCCAUGGGUAUGGGGAUGCAUCCCAUGCAGAUGCCCAUGAUGCAGAUGCAGCAGGGCAUGCCUAUGCUCGAGCAGAUGGCUAUGCUGCAGAUGCAGAUGGGGCAGAUGGGGCAGGGAAUGGGUAUGAUGCAAGGUAUGGGGCCUGGCAUGGUCGACCCCAUGCAGCAGCAGAUGAUGAUGAUGGGCGGGGGAAUGGGGAUGGGCGGUAUGGGUGGCAUGGGAGGGAUGGCGAUGGGCAUGCAGGGCAUGCCCAUGGGAGGUAUGGGGAGUAUGGGUAUGUCGGGUCCAAUGGGACCAGGAGGGCCAGGCAUUAUGGGAGCCGGUAUGGGCGGGAUGAGUCCGAUGGGAGGCAGGAGCCCGCAGCCAGCCGCGUCACCUCACGUCGGGGCAUCGCCGCACGUCCCGUCGCCCCACUUCGUACCGUCACCUCACGUCGGACAGGAGGCACUGCCCGCUUCGCCGGACCCCAACGCGAUCGUCCACUCGCCGAGUCCCGUCCCUGUCUCAGUAGACGAGUGGGGCAACCCCAUCGAUUACGGACAGCAGCAGUACGGGUACGUCUUCCAAGGGCACCAAGGGCACGGUGGGUACGGGUACGGUUACUACGGAUAUGGGCAGUAG
Messenger RNA from Cutaneotrichosporon cavernicola, 1902 nucleotides. RefSeq lists its product as uncharacterized. Bases 1 to 1902 code for a protein of 633 amino acids. The transcript has 3 exons. The record is from RefSeq and is a predicted model, not a curated record. Gene Ontology annotation, cellular component: nucleus; RNA N6-methyladenosine methyltransferase complex. Gene Ontology annotation, molecular function: mRNA binding. NCBI's taxonomy places the organism in Eukaryota, Fungi, Basidiomycota, Tremellomycetes, Trichosporonales, Trichosporonaceae.